Molecule: messenger RNA, 1459 nt
Organism: Aaosphaeria arxii CBS 175.79
Lineage: Eukaryota; Fungi; Ascomycota; Dothideomycetes; Pleosporales
Product: MFS general substrate transporter
Exons: 7
Coding region: 1-1368 (455 amino acids)
Biological process (GO): transmembrane transport
Molecular function (GO): transmembrane transporter activity
Source: RefSeq, a predicted model, not a curated record
AUGGUUUGCAUGGUAGGCUGUGUUACAGGUAUCGGAAUACCCAUCGUAACGACCUCUGUUGCUACUAUAACAAACGAUCUUGGGCAUUUCGACAAGGCGACAUGGAUCACUUCUGCCUAUCUCUUAGGAUAUAUCGGCGUUCUCAUUAUAUGGACAAAGCUUAGCGACAUCUUCGGUCGAAAAUCACAAUGCGUUCUAUCACUGUUAUUGUUCAUAGUCUUUUCCGCUGGUUGUGGAGCAGCUCUGACCACAGUACGUAGGAUCAUAUGUAGAGCAUUCCAAGGUAUAUGGGGAGGUGGUACCAUGACAGUCUUCUAUGCAAUGGCCUUUGAAUUAUUCCCCCGACAAGCAAUCAGUGAUUCUACUCACUGGAGGUGGAUCUUCAUCUUCAGUGUUCCUGUAGCAGUGCGGGCGGUCGUCAUUGUUCUGUUCUUUCUUCCCAGCAACUUCCCACUCCAUGGAAAGCAGAGCUAUGCGCAGAUCUCCUUCAAGAACCUGUUGGUGAAAGAGACCGUAGCUAGAGUCGACCUCAUCGGUGUCGUAGCUUUGUGGGCAGGAGUGAUUGCGCUGACGACCACAUUCGAAGAGGCUGGAAUAUCCCAUGGAUGGAGUUCCGCACUGGUGAUAGCUCUACUAGUCGUCGGCGGUCUUAUACUGAUAGGUUUCUUUAGAUGGGAGUACUAUGUCACGAAGAGGCUGGAUGCUACCGAGCCUGUGUUUCCCUGGUAUUUUGCGACAAACCGGAUCAUCAUGGGUUUGCUCCUUGCCGGAUUCUCUCAAGGCAUGCCAUGGAUCGCUGGCAUUAAAACGAUCCCUUUCUCUGCUACCGCUCCAGUAGGUUCGCUCGUCGCAGCUAUCAUCGCGAAAAAGGGCGUACCGCCAGUCUACAUCUUCCUCUUCGGUUCUGCUUUGCGCGUCUUGGGUCUCGUGCUCUUAGGUACUCUAUCAUUGUCGACACGGAUCUCUCAUGCACAGUCCGGCUAUCAAGUUCUCGUGGGUUUCGGCUCUGGCACCUGCAAUUCGUUGUUGACGUUGCUCGCACCAUCAUCAGUGAAGAAGUCACCUGACAAAUGCAACCGUGGCCAUUGGUGCUCUCAAUCUCUCAAUCAAUCCCGGUUCCUGGGGGGUGCAAUCGCCCUGGGCAUCAUCAACACUGCGAUGAGCGGUUUCAUUCAAGGAAGACCUCGACACACUCUCCCGGAUUGGGCCGUCGAAGAUCUGCUCAAGUCAGCCAAGACCUUGUCUAUCCUGGACGAACAGCGGAAGGGUGCGGGUGCCCAGAUACCCGCACAGGGAUACAACCUCCAGUUCGAGAUAAUCGAGACGCUCAUGAUGUGGCAGCCGCAGCAGCAGAUCAAAGCUGCAUGAGGUGUUUGUUUCGUAGCAAUUGAGGAGGUCGAUGCAAUCUACUUGAGAUCAGCAAACAGCAAGUAUAUCAUCGUCAUACAUCUCCAACAGC